UUUCCAACUCUGGCUUAUAAACGGCGCAAAUUGUUUGGAAAUAUGUCGAAUAAAUCGGACAAGUUGCACAAACAAGUUGUACGGGAGCAACAAAAACGAAUCAAACCAGGAGAAUGUCAAAAAUAUGUGCGUAUGGUUAUAGACGCUGGCUUCUUGCACAUUUCGGUUGGCCAGGAGCUCUUGCAGCAAAUAAACUCCACCGACUUGAAGUAUGAAAUUCGCAGUUUGCCCAUCGGAAACUGUAUCAUCUGGGAACGCAAUAUUGGCCAGCAUACAAUAGUGCCAGGCAGUAGUGGUUCUGCCCUGGACGAAGCCUGGAAAAUGGAGAACCAUGUCCUCCAUUGGAUAGGCGAAUCAAAUAUGCACCACUCUCAGCAGGAGCAAAGAGCUUGCCUGGGACACAAGUUGCGGAUUGCGUUUCCCGACUGCCAGUAUACAGUGGCGUUGCCGAAACUACGCCACAGCAAGCACAGCUCGGGCAGUCAGGAUCCUAGUGGAUUGAUCGAGCUACAACUGUUGCAUCAGCUUCACGUGGAGCAGCUGGGAACUCCUGAGAGCCAGGAGCUGUUGUGCCUGCUCCAACGCUAUACAAAGGCAAUAGCCGAGACCCCGUAUAAAAAGCAACGCGAUGAAUCUUUGGGGCUCUUCAAGAAGUAUUUGGCCAACGACAAGAAGCAAUGUGUCCGCGUCGAGCAGGGCAACGGGUAUGGACGUCUGUGGCAGCAGCAUCUGAACCGCUUGCCGCUGGUCACGCUCGAGGUGGCUGAAUCCAUUAUAGCCCAAUAUCCUUGCCCCAAGAAACUGUUGGAUCACUUUUCCGAUGAUCCCACGGCAGUGCAGUCCCUGGCUGAUUUGAAGAUCAAGCGCUGCAAUGGACCGCAGCCCCUUCACACCGAGAGACGCAUAGGAAACGUUCUCAGCAACAAACUCUACACUUUGUACAAUGCCAGGGACCCCAAUGCUCUGAUUUAGUUUAAGAAUCUGCUCGUGUAUUCGGCUUC
Drosophila guanche is the source of this 1001-nucleotide messenger RNA. RefSeq names its product crossover junction endonuclease EME1 (gene mms4). NCBI's taxonomy places the organism in Eukaryota, Metazoa, Arthropoda, Insecta, Diptera, Drosophilidae. The transcript has a single exon. Gene Ontology annotation, biological process: mitotic intra-S DNA damage checkpoint signaling; resolution of meiotic recombination intermediates; double-strand break repair. The record is from RefSeq and is a predicted model, not a curated record. Gene Ontology annotation, cellular component: nucleus; Holliday junction resolvase complex. Bases 43 to 972 code for a protein of 309 amino acids. Gene Ontology annotation, molecular function: nuclease activity; DNA binding.